Messenger RNA from Ziziphus jujuba (common jujube), 2017 nucleotides. Its product is annotated as protein tesmin/TSO1-like CXC 6. NCBI's taxonomy places the organism in Eukaryota, Viridiplantae, Streptophyta, Magnoliopsida, Rosales, Rhamnaceae. The record is from RefSeq and is a predicted model, not a curated record. The transcript is spliced from 8 exons. Bases 579 to 1757 code for a protein of 392 amino acids. Gene Ontology annotation, cellular component: nucleus. Gene Ontology annotation, biological process: regulation of DNA-templated transcription.
UUUUCACCUAUGCAACCAUCAUCUCCCACCCAAAGGAGAAAAUGACGACAAAGACAAACGUCACCGUUUUAGGUUGUUCCAAAUAUAGCAAAACAAUAAUUUCAAAAUAAAUAAAUGAAUUUGAGAAUGUAGAAAAAUUUAAAGAAAAGCUAAAAUUCUUUGACAGAAAUUCAAAUUAAACUCAGUCAUUUUUGGUAUUUGUAUAUCCCAUCAAAAUAAUUAAAAAAAAAAAAAUUUAUUUAUAUCUCACCAUCCGUUGCCUGCGCUCAAAAACACAUUUCGAAAUUCAAAUUUUUUCUCUCCUUCUCAUAUAGUUUCGCUCCACUCUCGCUCUCGGCUACAUAAAGCGAGUAAAAAGAAAAUAACCAUACAGAGGUAAUGUCUUCUUUUGAAGUGUGAUGGGGCAGAGUGAGAAUGGAUAUCUCCCGCCAAAAUCAGUUGGAUUUGCAGAGCAGGCAGUUAUGGAGGCCUAGAUUUCCCGCCAAAAAGCUCAAAUCGAGCGGCUAGGUUUUGCAGUUUCCGGCGCCUUAUCUUCGUCUAUUAGUUCGUCGGUACCAGAUCGCUUGCAGUCGCUGACAAUGCGAGACUCGGAUCGUCAUUCGCCGACUCAAAUUCCAUUGUCCAAAUCAAACGAAGAGCUUCCAAAAUCACAGGCACAGGUAUAUGUCAAAGGAGAUAAUGGUGCUGUAAAGCGUCAUAGACAGUGCCACUGCAAGCAAACCAAGUGCUUGAAGUUGUAUUGUGUAUGCUUUGCCUCCGGAUAUUACUGCAAUGGGUGCAACUGUGUUGAUUGUCACAACAAUGUUGAAAAUGAGGAUGCAAGGCAGGAAGCUGUUGAAAUUAUUCUUGAGCGCAACCCAAAUGCCUACAGGUCAAAAAUUACUCACUGCCCGCAUAGAAUUCGGGAUAUUGGGGUUGAAGUCAGUGACAUUCUCUUUGUGGUAAAACAUAAAAGGGGAUGCCAGUGUAAGAAAACAGGGUGCGUUAAAAGAUAUUGUGAAUGCUUCCAAGCUCAUAUCCGCUGUUCUGAAAAUUGCAAAUGUUUGGACUGCAAAAAUAAAGAAGGAUGUGAGAAUAUGUUGGAGGACCAUUGUGAUACCAAAACUUGCAUCGAGAAAGUAUAUGCUGCCUCAUCUACUGCUAUUGGAUUGACGGACCAUAGCUUUUCUAUAGCAUCCAGCAAAACAAAAAGUCAGGAAUCCAUUGAUGCAAAUGAGAACGAUACACAGAUGCAGGUGAAUCCUCUGAUAACUUCUGGUCCACGGACUUGCUCUAUCAUUUCUCAGGAUCAUGUUCAUGGUUCCACAAUAUUGAACUCUUUGUUUACGUUCAGAUCAUCGUUAGCAGAAAUCAUUCAUCCACAUUCCAUAAAGAAGUUUUGCUCAGUUUUGGUGGCAGAGCUAGAUGCUGCUAAAAUACAUCCAGGCAUUGAUCUAUAUGAUCAGGAACUGGCACCUAAUGACCAUUCAAAUAAGAAUGAAGUCAACACAAUUGAUAAAGGGUUCUCCAAACUUGCUAGCACCAGUGAACAGGAAGGAAUGCUGCUAUCUCCAGGGGCAGAAGCAUUAUUGUUUGACAAGAAAGGUUCAGCGCUGCCAGGACAUGCUUCCCCAGACACAAACAUGAAGCACGACGAUAAUGGAUAUGUCUAUGUUGUUCAGGAGAGGCUCAUUUUGACAAAUUUUCGGAAUUUUCUUACCAAGCUCAUCACUUAUGAAGACAUGAAGGACGGAUUACGUGCGUCAUCUGACGUUUAGUGAUUGCUUCUACAAACAAACAGGCAUCCUUCCCUCACCAAAUUGAAGAAUAAAAAGUAUGAACAAGCUGUAAAAUAAACUUUUACUUCUCCUUAAGUUUGAAAUUACAUUGUCCCAGUGAUGCUAGAAGAUCUCCAAAUUUAAUGACAAUCACUGCUAGCUCUAGAACAUACUUGCACCUUAGAAUUGUCUAUUGUAAAAACCUCAAGAUCAUAGGACCAACAUAUGAAGGGAAUUCUUAAUGUAACAACUUUCCAUCA